GGAUUCGCUGUAGGGUAGCAGAUCAGGGUCUUUGUGUUAAAGCUUCUCUCCUCUUUCUUCAUUACUCUCAGACGUUAGCUUAGGAAUCGUCCAUUCUCUCACAGCCCUUCCUCUGUGUUUCCCUCCGCUUCCACGUCUGUUCAAAGCCUCAGAGCAUUGCCCAUUCCCAGAAUCCAAAUAACUGAUCUCUCCACCCCUCCUCACGGCCAGAAAUGCCGUCCCCAUCCACCCUACCAACCUCCAACCUACCAUCCACAAUCCCAGACUCCAAGCCUCUUCCUCGAAUUCUCUGCAUCCACGGCGGCGGGGUCAACGCCUUAAUCUUCGAGGCGCAAUCCCGGUCCCUGGUUCGCCACCUUCAAUACUCCUUCCGCCUUGUGUGGGUCGACGCACCGUUCUUCUGCGACCCGCACUCCGACGUCAUCCACGUCUAUGGUUCUUAUGCACCGUUUCGGCGGUGGUUAAGAUGGCUACCAGAACACCCUGAGAUUGACGAAGACAGUUGUAUUGAGGAGAUCGGAUAUGCGAUACGCACAGCGAUGGAGGACGAUGACAGGGAUGGCGGGAGCGGAGAAUGGGUGGGAUUGAUGGGGUUUAGUCAGGGGGCGAAGUUGAGUGCUAGUUUGUUGCUUGAACAGCAAUCUCGAGAACAUAAAGCUAAGAAAGAAGGAAAGGAUUCUAUUAGAGUUGGACCGAUUGGGGUUCCUGGGCUGAAUUGGCGGUUCGGCGUCCUUAUUGCAGGCCGCGCACCGCUGAGCAAUCUCAACCCUGAAGUCCAGCAGAGUCAAGCUCUUGUCUCUGCAGCGAAUAUUUCUGAGGGGUUUGCGUUUGUAAAAGAAGUUGAUGAUGAGGCGAUUUUAAAGAAACCGACGAUUCAUGUGCAUGGUAUGGCAGAUGCGGGAUUGCAUUUACAUCGAAAGUUGUUGAACGAGUAUUGUGAGAAGGGAACUACGACGUUGGUGGAGUGGGACGGGGCGCACAGGAUUCCAAUCAAGAGUAAGGAUGUCAAUAGGGUGAUGGAGGCCUUGUAUGAUGUUGCGGAGAAGACGGGGGUUAAGGUCACGAGGACAGUUUGAAUGACCCUAAGAUUCCGGGGGAUUCGCACGAAUAUAGUGUUGGGAGUUCUGUCUGAUUCCCUAAAUCGGAUAGGGACUCUAAGUCUCUAAGAGUAGGUAUUUUGCAAAU
Lindgomyces ingoldianus is the source of this 1185-nucleotide messenger RNA. RefSeq lists its product as uncharacterized. The record is from RefSeq and is a predicted model, not a curated record. The transcript has a single exon. NCBI's taxonomy places the organism in Eukaryota, Fungi, Ascomycota, Dothideomycetes, Pleosporales, Lindgomycetaceae. The coding region runs from base 213 to 1076 and encodes 287 amino acids. Gene Ontology annotation, biological process: secondary metabolite biosynthetic process. Gene Ontology annotation, cellular component: nucleus; cytoplasm.